GCUUGUCGAUCACAAGCCGGUUCAUCACCAAGCUAGGCCGUACUGUGCAUGCUCAUGCUUCUAGAGCAUCUUGGGAUACCUUCUACCCGGGCAAACCUGGUGCAGUUCGUCGAAAGAGUCAACCGUACCCAAGCGAAAGGCACUGUCAGCACGACAAAUACUGGCAGUCCCGGGAUUACGAAACGAAGGGCUAUCAACUUCGGUCUACGUGGAGCAUUUUGCUCAGCAAUAGUUCAGCCGAAGGACACCGAGAAGAUCUGCUCGGAUUUGCAGGAAGAGAGUAAUCCAGAUGUGCUCCGAACGGCCACAAGUGGUGCCUCCGGAGAAAGCAAGAGCCUGCGACUGAUGUAUGACAGGUAAGACCUCAAUCGCAAACUUACUAGCAGGUUUCGGAGUGCUACAGCCUGAGUCAGAGUUUCGCAAGCGGUCAUGUCUACCACAAAGAGCCCAUGUCUUGAUGAGAACUUCGACUUUUGAAGAGACCAAGCUCAUAAAGUAAGCGAACUUUGAGCACUCAACUUCCAGAUUCUGUGCAGUUACUCCGUGCAUUAGCAACGUUAAGCUCGAUCUUCAUUGACGUCCUUACAGAGCUGGCUCAUUGGGAAGGUGCCCCAGGCCGUCUAUCGAUAAGUCCUCGACUUUGAAGAGCGACUUUGGGAUGGCCAGACUUCUUUUGAGUAUUGAGAGGUGUUUUCACCUGCUAAUUGUUCUAGCGUUUUCUGCAACGCCACCGGAGAGUUGGAGGAUCCAGACUAUGUCACCUUUCUCCUUCUCAUCACAAUGGAUAACAGCAUCGUUGAUAGGGGCCGUAUUGCUUCCGCUGGCCUCCAAAGCAAACGAAUGAUUUGAAUCGUUGAAUACUCACUGUGCAACUUCCCGCUCCACAUCGGAAUGCUCCCCACGGUAAGUAGUUUCAUGGGGACACCCGCACUGGCAAACUGGAUCGCGGAAGGAGGGAGCUUCGAGUUUUCCAACAAAUGAAAAGCCGGUAUAAGCGAGAGCUAACCGGUCAUACAACUGGGGCUUACCCCAUCACCCUCUUAGCUUUCCGCCAACUUCCCUCAGGAUGGCAGGUCGACUCAGGGUUGAUCAAGCAAAUUGUGCCAAUAUUGAAGACGAAUUGGACAACCAAUCACAACAUUGCCAUGGGCGUCACACGCCUGGAAAAGUCCUGGGGGUAUGCCAUGGGGUUUUAUCCGAAGGCGCUCAUCCGGGGCAUGGAUAUUGCGACUGAUACUCCAUACUCCACGCAAAUGCCAGACCCUUCGGAUGAAUAAUCCCAAGGCGUCUGACCUGUUGAUCAGGUACAAAAACAGGCCAUGGAUCCUUUUUCGAUAAGACCAGUCCGCAUCACAGGCAGUUGUCGAUCUACUUCUUUUUCUCCUCCUCUGAUCAGCGAUUAUCUCUGCAAUCGUACUUCCUGCUCCGCAGCCAGCUGGGAAUAGUCCAUAUCACAACCUCAGGUCACAAUGAUGGAGGACAAGGAGAUUGGAGAGCCCACCAAUACCGUCGAGCAUAUUACCCAGCUCCACGAGUUCGAGAACAAAGAGGGAUACAUUAUCGACGCCAGCGAUCCGGAGCAUGCCAACUUGAAACGAGCACGAGAUGGCCAUACCAUCCUUCUUCCUCAGCCUUCUUCCGACCCCAAUGAUCCUCUCAAUUGGAGUCGCUUCAAGAAGCACUUGAUCUUGAUCAUCGUCUCCAUGGCAGCAUUCCUUCCCGACUACGGCAGUGCGACGGGUGCCGUGACCUUGCUUCCUCAAGCGACGGUAUGGGGAAUGACUCCAGAUCAUGUCAACCAUUCACAAGUCGGCAAUGUCUUCAUGCUGGGUGCUGGAGGUGUCGUCGUGGUUGCGUUGUCAGCAUACUUUGGCCGUCUCCCGGUACUUUUCUACUUCCUCGUACUCGCUACCGCCACGGCAGUCUGGUGCGCCGCUGCACAGUCAUUCGAAUCCUUCAUGGCCGCCCGUAUCCUGAAUGGAUUCUUCAGCACCGUUGCCCAAGGAGGAGGCUUGAUGUUCAUUUACGAUCUCUUCUUUUUCCACGAACGGGCGAGGAAAAUCAAUAUAUGGGCAGUUUUUAUUAUUCUUUCGCCAUAUUUCGGCCCGUUAUUUGCUGCUUUCAUCAUCAGUACACAAUCUUGGCGUGUACCGUUUGAAGUAUAUGUUGCUGAGACCGCCUUAUGCCUAGUUCUGACCGUUCUCUUCGUUGAAGAGACCUACUACGACCGGAGAAUUCCGGCAUCCUCUCAGCCACCGCGUGGCAGCAAAAUCUGCCGACUCCUUGGUGUUGCACAAUACCGCUCCCGCCAUCUUCGCAACACCCUCACCCAGGCACUUAUGAGACCUAUCAAGGUUGUCCUAAAGCCCACAGUCUUCAUCUCAUGCUUCUACUACCUCCUGACCUUCGCUUGGGUGGUCGGCAUCAAUACGACAUUGGCAAUCUUCCUCACACCACUCUACAACUUUGGUCCUUUGCAAAUUGGAUACUUCUACUUCACUCCGAUUGUAGCCGCACUGCUGGGCGAGAUCAGUGGUCACUGGCUACACGAUGCCAUCGCCAAUAACUACAUCAAGCGACAUAAGGGGCAUUUCGAGCCAGAGACCAGACUUGAAGCUAUAUGGAUUUCAACCCCGUUUAUGCUCGCCGGGCUUGUUGGUCUAGGUUUUGCGCUUGAAGAUGCCUACCACUACAUGGUUACCAGCGUAUUUUGGGGCUUAUAUGUGUUUGGUAUUAUGAUCACGACGGUGGCACUCAAUGCCUACAACCUCGACAGCUAUCCCGAGGCCUCGGGAGAGGUUGCUGCUUGGAUUAACUUCUGCCGAACAACAGGCGGCUUCAUCAUUUCCUAUUUCCAAGUAACUUGGGCAAACGCGCAAGGGACCAAAACCUCAUUCGGUAUUCAAGCUGCAAUCUGUGCCUUUGCAUUCUUCUUGAUCGUCUUCCUCCAAUUCUUUGGGAAGAGGUUAAGGGUCAUGUCUGGCGCAUUGAAUUUUGCGACUGCAUGAAAAAUUGUCUUGGGCCGAGAUCGUGCCAGAAGCUGUCGUGAAAUUCAUGUUUUGGUGAAGAUCUCCUGUGGCACAACGAGGAAAGAGUCAUUGACCCAGGGGGUGUUCACUGAUAUCUUGAUCAUAAUUGUGACUGCGACUCUGGAACUGCAAUUCCCGAGACAGUCCUGCAGCAACUUGAGCACAUGUCAGUUAUCCAAUCCUUCCAAACAAGUAAUUA
Molecule: messenger RNA, 3228 nt
Organism: Exophiala xenobiotica
Lineage: Eukaryota; Fungi; Ascomycota; Eurotiomycetes; Chaetothyriales; Herpotrichiellaceae
Exons: 4
Coding region: 1470-3008 (512 amino acids)
Biological process (GO): transmembrane transport
Molecular function (GO): transmembrane transporter activity
Source: RefSeq, a predicted model, not a curated record